AUGGACGGCUUGACUCCUAGCAAAGGUGACUGGCUCUAUACAGGGAUUGGAAUCGGACCAUUGAUUCCAUCUGCUUUCUUGGACGGCAAGGAUCCUUCUGACACGUCAUUCGGUGGUAAUCUUUUCCAGAAAUCAAUGGACUCUUCGUGCAUCGAGUGGCUGAACUCGAAACCCGAAGGGUCCGUGAUUUACGUGUCGUUCGGAAGCGUUUCCGCUUUGUCAAAGGAUCAAAUAGAGGAAAUUGCCAAGGGGCUGUUGGAUUACGGGCGCCCGUUCUUGUGGGUGAUUAGAGAAAAAGAAGAAAGAAAUGGACAAUACAACGAGGCCGAGAAAGAAGAGGAGAAAUUGAGCUGUAGAGAGGAACUUGAAGAGCUUGGGAAGAUGGUGCUAUGGUGUAGUCAAUUAGAGGUUUUGUCCAACCCUUCACUGGGUUGUUUUGUGACACAUUGUGGGUGGAAUUCAAGCAUGGAGAGCUUGGUUUCCGGGGUGCCUGUCGUGGCGUUUCCUCUGUGGACGGAUCAAAGGACCAAUGCCAAGUUGAUUGAGGACACGUGGAAGACUUGGGUGAGGGUGGCACCAGAUGAGGAGGGGAUUGUGGUGGGCGAGGAGCUCAAGAGGUGCUUGGAAUUGGUCAUGGGAAGUGGAGAGAUUGGCGAAGAGUUGAGAAGAAAUGCUAAGAAAUGGAAGGGUUUGGCAAGAGAGGCUGUGAGUGAAGGUGGGUCUUCUGAUAAGAAUCUCAUGGCUUUCUUGGAUCAAAUAGGAAAUUAAAUGUACUUUCUUUUAACAACUGAAAAAUAUGUAA
Prunus avium (sweet cherry) is the source of this 802-nucleotide messenger RNA. The record is from RefSeq and is a predicted model, not a curated record. Lineage: Eukaryota; Viridiplantae; Streptophyta; Magnoliopsida; Rosales; Rosaceae.